UGCCACUGCUGCACGCAGAUCAGUCAUGUCGGAGCGGAGGAGGGUCUGUGGAUGUGACCGCGCGCAGUUUCACUACUGCUGAGCGUGUGUGCGCGACGGACUGGGUUGCUUUUCUGGUUGUGUGGAUAUCGCCUCGAUGGACGGGCAACGGGGCUUUUAUGAAAUGGAGAACCCGACAGAGAACCCCAGCAAGGCGGCGGAGUAUCUUCAAGAGCUGAAUAAAAUCAUCGAGACCCAGCAGGGGCUGCUGGAGAAGCAGAGGGUCCGGAUCGAAGAGCUGGAGCUCCAGGUGACGGAUCUGUGCAAGGAAAACGUGUGUCUGAAAGACCAGCACCAGCGGCACCUGGCCACCUGCAGACUCCAGCAGGGCACACAUUCCGCCCUGGUAGCCAUCAAGGAGAAUGUCAUGCAAGAAAAGCGACACGCCUCAUUGCCUGUAGAAGUCUCAGAGAUCCCUCUAAACCUUAUUGCCCCUCCAUGUAGAAGAAGUUACCCCUGUCGCAAAUGGAAAUCUGCAUCUUUUGGUGUGGAAGGUGAUGCUCCAGGCAGCGAGGUGGGCAUCUCUGUGGACCCCAGCAGCGGCUACAGUUGCAUCCCAGUGACCCACAGUGGCGGGCUUGGCCCCGACCACCUGGACAGCCAGCUCUACGGACACAUCCUGCUGCCCGGUCACCUACGGCCUCGCCGACCCAAACUCCAGCACUCACAGUCCAUCCUCCGCAAGCAGGCAGAGGAGGAGGCCAUCAAGCGCUCCCGCUCGCUGUCAGAGAGCUAUGAGCUCUCAUCAGACCUGCAGGACAAGCAGGUGGAGAUGCUAGAGCGUAAAUAUGGUGGGCGGUUCAUAACCCGGCAUGCAGCCCGCACCAUUCAGACAGCCUUCCGCCAGUACCAGAUGAACAAGAACUUUGAGCGUCUUAGAAGUUCUAUGUCUGAGAACCGUAUGUCCAGACGGAUUGUCUUAUCCAAUAUGAGAAUGCAGUUUUCCUUUGAAGGACCUGAAAAAGUCCACAGCUCCUACUUCGAGGGAAAGCAGGUCUCGCUAACAGAUGACGGCACUAAAAUUGGUGCACUGAUGCAGUCAGAGCAUGGUGGGGAGAUGGGUGUGCAGGCCAAGGCCCCCUCGACACAGAGUGACUUCACAGAUGCUAUCACAGAGCUAGAGGAUGCGUUCUCCAGGCAGGUCAAAUCUCUAGCUGAGUCCAUAGAUGAUGCUCUAAACUGUCGUAGUCUGCAUGGUGAUGACAACCAGUCAGAGCAAGGGAGAGGUCACCAGGAUAUGGACAGGGAGAUCAGCUGCCAGGUGAAACCCUCCCACAGCACUUCAGAACACCGCAAACUGGAUGAGAUGACAGCAUCUUACAGCGAUGUUACCCUUUACAUCGAUGAAGAAGAACUGUCACCGCCACUACCCCUGUCUCAAUCUGUGGACCGGCCCUCUAGCACAGAAUCAGACUUGCGUCAGCGUUCCCUUAACUCUUCCCAGGACUAUUGGACGCUGGCUCAUAAGGAUGAGAAAGGGGACACAGACACCAGCUGCCGCAGUACACCAUCUCUGGAGUGCCAGGAGCAGCGCUUGAGGGUAGACCACCUACCCUUACUGACCAUUGAGCCCCCAAGCGACAGCUCGGUGGAGUUGAGCGAUCGUUCUGACCGCAGCUCUCUGAAGCGACAGAACGCCUACGAGCGGAGCCUCAGCAACCAGCAGAGCAGCCCCAAACACAUCAGCCACAGCCUGCCACCACGAGGGCCUUCCAGAGAAGAGGACGUCACCCAUCAUCGACCACGCCAACUGGAGGCCCACCUGGCCAUCAAUGGCACCGCAAACCGGCAGAGCAAGUCGGAGUCUGAUUUUUCUGAUGGUGACAAUGACAGCAUCAACAGCACAUCCAACUCCAACGACACUAUCAACUGCAGCUCCGAGUCUUCAUCCAGGGACAGCCUGAGGGAGCAGACGCUUAGCAAGCAGACGUACCACAAAGAGACUCGCAACAGCUGGGACUCACCUGCCUUCAGUAAUGACAUCAUCCGCAAGAGGCACUACCGCAUUGGCCUAAACCUCUUCAACAAGAAACCAGAAAAGGGCAUCCAGUAUCUGAUCGAGCGAAACUUUGUUCCAGACACUCCAGUGGGUGUGGCCCACUUCCUGCUCCAGAGGAAAGGCUUGAGUAGGCAGAUGAUUGGCGAGUUCCUGGGUAACAGACAGAAACAAUUCAACCGAGAUGUCCUCGACUGUGUGGUGGAUGAAAUGGACUUCUCAGGUAUGGAGCUGGACGAAGCGCUCAGGAAAUUCCAGGCACACAUCAGAGUGCAGGGAGAAGCACAGAAAGUGGAGCGGCUGAUAGAGGCCUACAGCCAGCGCUACUGCAUAUGUAACCCUGGUGUGGUGCGACAGUUCAGGAACCCCGACACCAUCUUCAUUCUGGCCUUUGCCAUCAUCCUCCUCAACACAGACAUGUACAGCCCCAACGUCAAGCCUGAGAGGAAGAUGAAGUUGGAGGACUUUGUUAAGAACCUUCGAGGAGUGGAUGAUGGGGAAGACAUCCCCAGAGAGAUGCUGGUAGGGAUAUAUGAGCGCAUUCGAAAGCGAGAGCUCAAGACUAAUGAAGACCAUGUGUCCCAGGUUCAGAAAGUGGAAAAACUCAUCGUUGGAAAAAAGCCGAUUGGCUCAUUACAUCAUGGGCUGGGCUGUGUACUAUCCUUACCCCACCGGAGACUGGUCUGUUACUGCAGACUUUUUGAAGUGCCCGACCCCAACAAACCACAAAAGUUGGGCCUGCACCAAAGGGAGAUCUUCCUCUUUAAUGACCUGCUAGUGGUUACAAAAAUUUUCCAAAAGAAGAAGAACUCUGUGACGUACAGCUUUCGGCAGUCCUUCUCACUUUAUGGCAUGCAAGUGCUGCUCUUUGAGAAUCAGUAUUACCCCAAUGGAGUCCGUCUAACCUCAGCCAUUCCCGGAGCUGACAUCAAAGUCCUCAUCAACUUCAAUGCACCCAAUCCUCAGGACCGCAAAAAGUUUACUGAUGAUUUGCGAGAAUCUAUUGCUGAGGUCCAAGAGAUGGAGAAGUACCGGAUAGAAUCUGAGCUAGAAAAGCAGAAGGGGGUGGUGAGGCCCAGCAUGUCCCAGAGUUCAGGGUUAAAGAAGGACACAGGCAAUGGCAACCUGAGCCGAGCCAGCCUUGAUGACAGCUACGCCAUUGGUGAAGGCUUGAAGAGGAGUGCCCUCAGCAGCUCCCUACGUGACCUCUCAGAUGCAGGCAAGCGUGGAAGACGCAGCAGUGCAGGAUCACUAGACAGCAAUAUGGAAGGGUCCAUCAUUAGCAGUCCCCACAUGCGGCGGAGACCCCCCUCCAGCCGAGACUGCCCAUCCCGCCACAGCGGCCAGUCCCUGCCCAACUCCUCUUCACUGCUUGGAUCUUUGUUUGGCAACAGGCGCGUGAAGUCCCCCAGCCCCACCCCUCAGCCCCUGCACCCCACCCUCAUCUCCCAUACCCCCCAUCCUGCCAACCUGCACCACACGGCCCGGGCUGAGACAGACACAUCGACCUCCAUGCACCCUCACCAUGCCCAGUUCUGCCACAUGACCCAAAACCCCCCGCCUUACCAUCACCACCACCACUACCACCCUCCGGCCCACUUGCAGCACCCUCCGCACCAGUACCACCCGCCCCCUCCUCACGGCCAGCAGCCGGUCUACCCUCCUCACCCUCACACGCAGCACGGCCUUGGAAGCCAUUCAGCACACUCCUCCCAUCCCGCUCACGGCCCCCAUCACCACGGCCCGCCUCCAGCACCCUCCCAGGCGCCCAGCAGCACCAAGCCGAAGCACAGUGGCAUUAGUACGGUGGUCUGAGUUGCACAGCAGCUCUCUGGGCUCUCUGACUGAACUUUGAUUUUUCUCUGAGGCUCUCAGUUAAUGAGACAGUCGCACUGUGCAUCAUUGGUCUGGGGUUGUAAAGCCAGACUGGAUCCUGUGCCUCUGUCAGCAUUUUUUGUUACACUCAUCACAGGAGCAGUACAUUUAAUAGAAACAAUAUUUCUUGUCCGGUUGCUCCUUUCCUUUCAUUUCAGGUCAUAAGUCAUGUCUGGCUGCUUUAAAAGCAACAGACCACAAACAGAUGAGCAUGCACAAAGACCACAACUACUGUUUCUCUCCCACUAAAUUAAAGGUUCUCUAUGUAACUUUAAGAAAAUCCUCAGUCAGUCCUCAUUAAUGACACUGUGAACUGCAGUGAACUGCAGUCAGCAACCUGUUGAUCACAUUCGUAUUAUACGAAAGUGAGCACCUGUGCACUGACACUGACUUGACAUACACGAGACUUGGUGUGAUUAGUGUGAUUUACCGGCAUCAUGUUGAUAGGAUUUUGGAAAAUAAAUUACAGACAUACUCAUAAUGUUCCUAUAUUUCAUUUGGAUCAUUGGCUCUAACUAGCUACUAUACUAACUAGCUGUUCGUUUGCAAAUUACUUCGUCAGCUGACGUUACAGAGCAACCUGCAGCAGAUGCAAAAUGUUCUCAUCCCGAGAUGUGACAUGUUGCUGCUUUGCAGUGGAUUUCUGCGUCUGUUUAUCACUGGAGGUAGUGAGUGCAGUUUUGUAAAUGCCCCUUUAGGUUAUUGUUAGCUUGUUGUCUGACCCUGCCUUGCAUUGCUCUAUUGGCCAAUAGUCAUUAUUUAUGCACCUUUGCUUUGUAAUGCUACACCAUAUAUUGUUAGCUAAAUGUACACAUUUGUACAUACCUAAGUUGGUAUCAUGGAUCAUGUUAGCUGCAGACGCUAUUUGGCAAAUUAGCGAAUUAACAUGUCCACUCAAAUAGUAUUUUCCAAGCGAUAACAUCGAACAAGCAAGCUUAUCCAGCUAGUUGUACUUAACUUAAAAUGCAUUAAUCUGGCCUUGGUUGCUUCAUAACAUUAGAUCAUGAGUAAUUUGCAAAUGUCAAGCUAGUUAGUUAGUUAGUUAGUUAGUUACUUAGUUAGUUAAAGCUAGUCAAUCCAGAUGUUAUCCACUCUAGAGUAUUUUGCUAUUUUAGCUAGUAAGCAAGCAAAUCAACAACAGCAAGCAAGAAAACAUAAGCCAGCUUAAGCCAAAAUGUCACAAUAUAUUUCACAGGUCAGUGUUUCCUCUUGGAUUUUUACCGCACAGGGGAGGGGGGGCACUGCAUUUGAUGAAUUUCCUCUUUAUCAGACCAGAAAUUAGAUACGAAGUAGCAAGCUAGCACAACCCAGGGUCCCUCCACUUUUCUCCAGCAGCUAGGACACAAGCCAAGCAAAAUCCUAGUGCUAGGGGUCACAGCAGGCUGAUGCUAGGUCUGUUGUCUCACAGCAGCAGCAGAAAGUUUGUUGAUUCGGUGGGGAGUCGAUGAGGUCUGGGAUCAAAACCCCAGCGCUCAUUCUUGUGCUGGCUGAUUUUGAGUCACUAAGGUCCACCUGUUGACUGCCACCGCAAAAUGUUGAGCUAGUGUUAUGGUGGGUGCCAGUUGUUUUUUGAAGUUUGCGGACUUCUUAAUUAACCUAAGCUAAUGAUGCACACUGUUUUGGGGGGAACUGAUGAGAGACAAGGCACUCGGUAACACACAUUAACAUAUCCUUCCGAUUUCCCCACAAAAGCUGUCCCAAGUCCUUUCUAUAGAGAUCAGUCAGCAGACUAUUAGACAACCAAGAAAGUUGAGGAAGGUCUCAGUUUUUAUUUUACAAUCCUUUCACUCAUUGGCAAUAAAAUCAUUAUCCAUGUAAAAAGUUACAUAUAGUACCUUUAAAGUAUUAGAUAUCUUGCUUCUUGUAUUUUACUGAAGUCAAUAGUAAACUUUCAUUAGUAUGAGGGUGAUUUGGUUGAACAGACACACAGACAAAGGGUCAUCCUCAGCAGUGCAGUAGCUGUAUGAGUAUUUAAUGUAGCGAUAGCUCACAGUGCACUGUGAUAUCUCUGGUAGCAGUGAUAAAUGUGCCAAUAAUGAAGCAUUUGCUAAUUUAGUCACAGAAAUUGCUUUAUGUAUAUUGUGCAUAGUAUUUUGUAAAAUAACAAUAUCAACUGUAAUUAUUCUGAUAAUUAUUAUUACAGAACAAAUGGCAUCAAUUAAAACUCUCAGUAUUAUACCAGCACAUAAGUGGCAUAGUUUUACUGUGAAGAAACCAAUCAAAGUUUUUAUUAGUAAGGCAAUUCAGUAAGCUGGAAUACUGUCUAUGGUUGCCUUAGAGUUAGAGCUGUGUAAAGAUUGUUGAAUGCUGGUGAAGACGUGCAUACCAGCCUGCAAACAGUCUCAUCCACUGCAGUCAUCUUUGGUUCUGAGUCAUCUCUCCAGCCCUGGAAAAGACAGCCUCAGUGAGCUGCUGAGCAAACAGAUACAUAUGAAUGUCCGCCCUUCAGUACCGGCUGCUCGUCCACCAUCAUUUUAUUUUUUAGCUAUUUUUUUAGAGUCCAAUAAACAAUAUACAAAAAGCUCUUUAUGCUGUACUAAAACCUGGUAGGAUUCUUCAAGUCCGUUCUGCAGGAGGAGGAGGUUUUCCAAGUUUUUCCUGGAAAGUGACUGUGCAAACUGUGUAGCAGGGAAACAGCACCAUGACUGUUUAAGUGUCUCCCCUGAUGUGGAAGCUCUCAGCUGGCUGAGUGUGCCCUGUCCCUCUUUGGUUUCAUUGUGUGUCUCUCGAGCAGCGAGCAUGUGGUACAGUGCUGUUUACUCCCUUGAUCAGACUUUUCCUCAGAGCCACGAGGACACCACAGUACAGAAAUCAAUAAUUAUCAGUCUGUGAUGGUAAUAGCACUCCUAUGCUUCACUCACCACAAAUGGCAGUUUUAUAUCAAUCAUUUUAACAACAUAUUAUGGGAUAGCUGGUUGUACCUCCCAGCCAUCCUUUGCAUAGUAUCUGUGGUGUGUGCAGAGUGGAGGCAAGGGGCUAGUGUGAUGGAGCAUAUUUUCUGUUCAAAAUGAUAGAAAUAGCACUUGUUCUACUUAGUUGAUAUCAUUGGCUAGUCUGUUUCUGCUUAAAAUAUUAUGACAUGGAUUUUUUAAACUUGUAUGUGCAAUAUAUAUUUUUUUCUUUGUUUUGUUUAAGAACAAUUUCAAUCUGGUUGUUCCAUUUUGUUUAGUUCUGUUGGUGUUGUGUUUUUUUUCUUGCAACGUCCUUUGUCAUUUCUUUCUCAAUGUUUCAGUGAAGUGCAAGUAUCCACAUGGAUUUGGAGGGACUGGACCUUCCACACUGAUAAAGAAUGUCAAACUAAAUAAUUGCAUGUAACAAUGUAUUUCUCGGCUAUUUUCUAAAUGAUUGUGUAUUCCCAAACUAUAACAGUGUUACAGUCGACUGUUGUUAAAAAUGAAUGGUAGAAUAGUUUUGACUUCCUCAUUUACAGCAAAUAGAAGUCAACUAUGUAUUUGUGUCACUCCAGGGGAUAACUAACUCUGUAUUGUUUCCUGGUCCACAUGGAGCAGUUUACUGGGUCUUCAGUGUACAACAGUAGUCAAAACUGGCUGUUAUCACAGUUGGGUGAGGACAGGUAGAGUCAGUGUGACAGAACAUAUACUCUUGAAAUCACAGUGAGAAUGGACUGACAGCUGAGUAUAAUGAAAGUAAUUAUUUUAACUUUAUAUUUGUCAUCUGCCUCUGUCAAUGGCUCACACCUUACUGUUGUCAAGUGAUAUCCAGUAUAUCAUUAUUGUAAAAUACUUAUUUGCUUAAGGUCUAAGUUAUCAGGGUACCACUCUAAUAGUAAUAUUUUAAAAAUCCUUUAUAGAGGGUUUAUACAUUGUAUCUAAUAUGAUUAUUUAAUAAAGUCAAUUCACUGUUAAA
This is a messenger RNA of Plectropomus leopardus (leopard coralgrouper), 7777 nucleotides long. RefSeq names its product IQ motif and Sec7 domain ArfGEF 1b (gene iqsec1b). Gene Ontology annotation, molecular function: guanyl-nucleotide exchange factor activity. Lineage: Eukaryota; Metazoa; Chordata; Actinopteri; Perciformes; Serranidae. Gene Ontology annotation, biological process: actin cytoskeleton organization; regulation of ARF protein signal transduction. The record is from RefSeq and is a predicted model, not a curated record.